AUGGGCUCCCCAGUCUUACAGCUGUAUGUAGUCCUCUGUCUGGGAGCCUCCUUGGGAUCUGGCAGUCCCAUCAUGAGCCUGGAGGUCUCUCCCCUGGAAGAAGAUCUGCCCCUGCUGGAUGAUGUUUUUUCAGAGCAGGAUGGUGUUGACUUUACUACUCUGCUAGAGAGCGUGAAAAAUGAAUUUCUGAAGACAUUGAACCUGUCUGACAUCCCCCUGCACAAUUCGGCCAAGGUCGACCCACCAGAGUACAUGUUAGAGCUAUAUAACAGGUUUGCAACUGAUCGGACCUCCAUGCCAUCUGCCAACAUCAUCAGAAGUUUCAAAAACGAAGAUCUGUUUUCCCAACCAACCAACUUUAAUGGACUCCAAAAAUAUCAACUCCUCUUCAAUGUGUCCAUCCCACACCAUGAAGAGAUUGUCAUGGCUGAGCUCAGACUCUAUGCCUUGGCCCAGAGGAACCACCUACUAUAUGAUGGGUUGGAACGAAAAGUCACCAUUUUUGAAGUGCAAGAAAAUGAAGGAGAGGAAAGAAAAAUGCUGGUUUUGGUGUCAGGAGAAAUCUAUGGAACCAAUAGUGAGUGGGAGGCUUUUGAUGUCACGGAUGCCAUCAGACACUGGCGAAGGUCAGAUUCUACUACGCACCGGCUAGAGGUCCACAUAGAGAGCAGAAAUGAGGGGGCUGAGCCUUCAGAAAGAAGUCAGCCAGAGAUAGAUGUCAGUGCCCACAACAAGCAUGUCCCUUUGCUUAUUGUGUUUUCUGAUGACCAGAGCAAUGACAAAAAGGAGGAGAAAGAGGAGUUGAGUGACAUGAUAGAUCAUGAGGACCUUCUGGAACUGGACAACCUAGAUACCGAUAAUUUCCAUGAUGGUCCUGGUGAAGAAGCUCUAUUGCAGAUGAGAUCCAAUAUUAUUUAUGAUUCCACUGCCCGAAUUAGGAGAAAUGCCAAGGGAAACUAUUGCAAAAAGACACCACUCUAUAUUGACUUCAAGGAAAUUGGUUGGGAUUCCUGGAUCAUAGCUCCUCCAGGAUAUGAAGCAUAUGAGUGCCGGGGAGUUUGUUCUUACCCUCUGGCAGAGCACCUAACACCCACAAAACAUGCCAUCAUCCAAGCUCUAGUCCACCUGAAGAAUCCUCAGAAAGCUGCCAAAGCUUGCUGUGUGCCCACCAAACUGGAUCCCAUCUCUAUCCUCUACUUAGACAAAGGGGUUGUCACCUACAAGUUUAAAUAUGAAGGCAUGGCUGUGUCAGAAUGUGGCUGUAGAUAG
Gracilinanus agilis (Agile Gracile Mouse Opossum) is the source of this 1269-nucleotide messenger RNA. It is a transcript of the gene BMP10, whose product is annotated as bone morphogenetic protein 10. Gene Ontology annotation, biological process: SMAD protein signal transduction; BMP signaling pathway. Lineage: Eukaryota; Metazoa; Chordata; Mammalia; Didelphimorphia; Didelphidae. The transcript has 2 exons. The coding region runs from base 1 to 1269 and encodes 422 amino acids. Gene Ontology annotation, cellular component: extracellular region. Gene Ontology annotation, molecular function: growth factor activity; cytokine activity. The record is from RefSeq and is a predicted model, not a curated record.